GAGUGAAGCGCUCGUCUUCUCGGGCGAGGUCGCUGCUGGAGAUGCCAAAGACUUCCACCACAUCGAGCUCAGCGUGGCAGACAAGGAAUGUGCGAAGUUCAAGGAAGGCGAGUGCAAAAAUGAGAAACUUUGCAACUUCGAGGACGGCAAAUGCAAGGUGCAGACGGGCCUCAAUCGCGCCUACCUCCGAAUAAAAGCCGUGCCGCCCAACGAGUUGAGAAGGGAUACGAGUGAAGACAACACAACUUGGAUUUCAACAGUCGCCCAUCGCAGUUUCACGCCUGCGGAUGCCGAGCUCUCUGGGUUCAUCUGCGUGCAGACAGCAAACGAUACCUGGAUUCCGCUUCGAGGGAUCACAUUCAAGCAGAUCAGUGGCGAUGGGCCUUCGAAGGAUUUGGCCAAGUCGGCUACUCCGACUGACCUGUCGAAGCAG
Molecule: messenger RNA, 433 nt
Organism: Symbiodinium sp. CCMP2456
Lineage: Eukaryota; Dinophyceae; Suessiales; Symbiodiniaceae
Source: the annotation of a GenBank genome assembly